This is a messenger RNA of Babesia ovata, 510 nucleotides long. Its product is annotated as phospholipid-transporting ATPase IIA, putative. The coding region runs from base 1 to 510 and encodes 169 amino acids. The record is from RefSeq and is a predicted model, not a curated record. The transcript is spliced from 2 exons. NCBI's taxonomy places the organism in Eukaryota, Apicomplexa, Aconoidasida, Piroplasmida, Babesiidae.
AUGGGUGCGUUGGAUUUUGUAAAUCGCAUCACGGGUCUGUUCGGCGGCAGCGGCCAGAAAACGCCGGAGGAGUUCAAGGACCUCCCCAAAUAUGAGCGGCUGCUCGAGGAGGAACGCAAGGCCAAGGAAGAAAACGUAGAGUACAAUCUAUCGGAAGCUGCCAACCGGGCCCUGCGCUUCGCGACUGCCUACGGCGAAUGCUACGACCAAUGUGCGGGUCUGGCCCUUAGAGAGGAGUUGAAAGCAGCGUCGCUUGACUCGCUGAUACCGAAGAACGUAGUGCCGGUUGCGUCCAAGGACGCGAUCACGUUCAAGAAGAACCCUGGAGAGACGGCCGUCGCAGAGCUCGUCGGUGAGAUUCUCGGGGAAGACAUGACCGAGCGGCCGAAGGCCACUGCUGAACACCUUAUCAGGCAGCACCUCAACGACGACAUCAGACGCGCUGUGAGGGCACACGAGCUGCAGUGCGAGGUGAAGUGCGCGCAACAGUUCAUGAACCUCAUGCGCUGA